Molecule: messenger RNA, 4992 nt
Organism: Diabrotica virgifera virgifera (western corn rootworm)
Lineage: Eukaryota; Metazoa; Arthropoda; Insecta; Coleoptera; Chrysomelidae
Gene: Clk
Product: circadian locomoter output cycles protein kaput
Exons: 12
Coding region: 284-2233 (649 amino acids)
Biological process (GO): regulation of transcription by RNA polymerase II; circadian regulation of gene expression
Cellular component (GO): CLOCK-BMAL transcription complex; nucleus; cytoplasm
Molecular function (GO): protein dimerization activity; DNA-binding transcription factor activity, RNA polymerase II-specific; RNA polymerase II cis-regulatory region sequence-specific DNA binding
Source: RefSeq, a predicted model, not a curated record
ACUUGAACUCUAGCUAUCGUGGGUUGCCUCCGACCACACAUAUCGCGAAUCCGUGUAUCGUUCGCUAGUUUUCUUGACGAAUUUUCCUCAAAGGAAAACCGACGCGUCGUUGUAGGAAGACCGCAAAAAUUCGUUACCAUGCUCCGGAAUUGUUAAUAUGAUGAAGUUUGUGGUGUCCAAAUGUGCGACCGAAUAUACAAAGUGCUCCCUUAAAAACAGCCAAUAUGGGUCAGAUUGUUUUGGUAGGGUUCAUGUGUUGGAAACAUAAAUUAAAGUUGAUAAUAUGUCUUCUAUGAAGAAAGGAUCGUCCAAACGAUUCGAAGACCCCAUGGAUGAUGACUCCGACGACAAGGAUUCAAAACGAAAAUCUAGAAAUUUAAGUGAGAAAAAACGAAGAGACCAAUUUAAUAUGCUCGUAAACGAAUUGAGCUCAAUGGUGUCUACCGGCAGUAGAAAAAUGGACAAAUCAACGGUACUCAAAUCAACUAUUUCGUUUUUAAAAAAUCAUAAUGAAAUUACUGUGAGAUCUCGAGUAAACGAAAUUCAAGAAGACUGGAAACCUACGUUUUUAACGAAUGAAGAAUUCAUCCAUUUAGUGUUAGAAGCCGUCGAUGGUUUCAUAAUCAUAUUUUCUACUUCAGGACAAAUUUAUUACACGUCAGAAAGUGUUGCUUCGCUUCUAGGAUAUCUACCAAAGGACAUACUGAAGAUGACAAUAUAUGAACUUACAAGCGAAGAAGAGCACUCUAGUCUAUACAAUGUACUUAAUCCGUCCGAAGAGGAGAAACCAGUGGCCUUUUCCUGUCACAUGAAACGAGGAGGUCCUGGAGCCAAAACUGAUAUAUUAUACGAGUUGGUGCAUUUUAUGGGAUACUUUAGGUCAGACGAAGAUUGCGUUCACGGCGAAAAUCGAUACAGUGGAUAUUCCGGCGAAGGAGACACGAGGUUAGUUUUCAUCGGAACAGGUAGAAUGCAAACCCCGCAAUUGAUUAAAGAAAUGCCACUGGUGGAUUCAGCGAAAAACGAGUUUUCUUCUAGACACAGUCUUGAAUGGAAGUUCCUUUUUUUAGACCAUCGAGCUCCUCCCAUCAUAGGCUAUCUACCUUUUGAACUCUUGGGUACAUCAGGUUAUGACUACUACCACGUGGACGACUUGGAAAAGGUGGUAUUGUGUCACGAAUCUCUUAUGCAAAAGGGAGAAGGUACUUCGUGCUACUACAGGUUCUUAACGAAGAGCCAGCAAUGGAUUUGGCUGCAAACACGGUUCUACAUCACCUACCAUCAGUGGAACUCAAAACCAGAAUUUAUUGUAUGCACCCAUAGAGUAGUAAGUUAUAUAGACGUUAUGAAGCAAAGCCGUAAAGGGGAAACUGACUCUAGCGAAACUUUCGAUCAGCCCGAAGAACCGUCCCCUUCGGCGAUUAUGUCAUGGACAGCAACUAGUCCGAACGCCAGUGUCGCAGGUACGGGUACGGCCAAAAGCGUGGUUCACCAUGGUCCAGCGUCAGAUUGUACUUCGAUGUCUGCAGAUUCGCCGGGUUCCAGACAAUCCAUGAGCACUCAUCGAUCCAAUACAAAACAAAGAAAUAACUACGGGAAUACCCAACCUGUUAUCAGUCAGUCCAGUCCAGCUCAGGCCACUACGCAACAAGUUCUACCUCAACAGUCCCAACCUCAACAGCAACUCCAGUCUCCCACCCAGCUUCAACCACAACCCCAUCUGCAUCAGCAUACCAUGCAAAUACCCCCACAGCCCCAACCCAUUCCUUCAUCGCAAUUCUUGGAUCCUCAACACUACGUGACGGCAAUUCCUGUUCAGCAGUUGAUUACGAACUUUCCUUCGCCUGGAGUCCUUUCGCCUACGCCAGUGGAAAAUCUGGUAAUGUCUGCGUCACCUUCGCAACUGCAGGCAGACCUUCAGAGGAAACAUGCAGAACUGCAAGUAAUGAUUGGACAACAACAACAGGAGCUGAGGAGGGUAUCAGAACAACUCCUUAUGGCACGGUUAGGAUUAUUACCUGGUAGUCAGCCACAAGUGCAACCGCCUAUAUCCUACCAAGCAAACAAUCCUGGGAUCGUCAGUAGCACCACAACGACAAUUCAACGAUUACCUCCGAUGCAAGGACCUGCUUCCGUGAUAGUACCCGUUUCGGUGCCGAUAUCGUUGCAUCAACAUCAGCAUCAACAGACUUUAAUGUACAGUACGCCUGAUUCGAACACUCAAUCGAAGUGAUAUCUUUAGACGAAGUGGUUUAGUUUAGUAGUGUACAAGCGUGAUCAUGGUGGCUUGGCGGCCAAAAAGCAUUUUUGAAUAUUGGACAUCUAGUAAUGUCUUUAUAUUUUAUUGAAAAUUUACAUUAAGAGAAAUAAUUUAAAAAGCUCACAAUUAAUAUAUUCUAUCAUGGACGAUCGGUUUCCGAUACUAUAAUUUUAUGCAUCUUUCAAUCAACUAGACAGUCUAGACAGCACUCUAAUACUGGUUACUGAUUUAUUCCAAUUUCAGCACUUAAUUUUGCCGUACCGGCGACCUGAGGAUGCAUAGUAAAUUAUAGUAUGCGAAAUAAGCCACAAUUUUACCAAAAAAAUGAUUUUAUUAACGUUUCGACGCCCUAGUCAAAAUACAAAAUAAUACUAGAUUAAACAAAAACGUUGUUGCUUAGCAAAAAAUUCUUCUAAUAAUUUAUUUAAUCUGACUCAUUUAUAUUGGCAAUUCAGACGUAUGUUAUACAUUUUAAAGUAGAAGACUUUAAAAUGAUAUCGCCAAUAUUUAUGAGUUGCGUUCCUGGGACGACUUUACUAAAAGAUAGUUCAUUCGAUUACAUGAAAUUAAUCCCAACUCAAGAAUAUCCGUCACAAAAAAUCAUAGCAUGUGAUCUGUCUUUAAAAAGACAACCAAAUGCAACGAUGACAGUAAAAUUCUCGCGUUAGAGAUUCCAUAGUAAAUCACGAGGGAAAACCAGGAAAAAACCGCGUGAUACUAUCCCGACAUCGUAAGGUUUUGGUCUUACAUUUAAUUUACUUUCUUUUAAAAUAUUAUUAGUAUGGUAUAACUAGACCCAAACCCAGACAUGCAAAGUGAAAGUUAUCCUCUAACACCACAAUGUUGUAGUUCUAUAUGGUCCACAUAAUGUUCAGAAAAAAGUCACACUAUUUUGAGCGUCGGGUUUGGGGGGAGAGGGAGGAGAAAUCGAUAAAUUCGUAGUUUUUUACGUUUUUCGUCAAUAUUUCUUAAACUAUGCGGUUUAGUAUGAACAAGCUUCUACACAAAAAUGUCCUACAUUAAAUUUGAAAUAAAAAAAGUCCCAUGCAUAAUCCUUCUAAAAUGAACUGUUCUUGACCUAACCAAAGUUAGGGAGGUAGUUUAGUAUAAUUGGUCCAAAAAAGGCCUAACCCAUACAUCCAAAGUAAAAGUUUCGCCUUAACACCAAAUUGUUCUAUAUGGUCCACAUAUUGUUCAGUAAAAAGUUACACCAUUUUGAGCGUCCGGUUUGUAGAAUAUUUUUGUAUAGAACAUUGUUUACGCCAAAGCAUAGUUUUAGAAAUAUUGACGAAGAACGUAAAAAAAACUACUAAUUUACCUACUUUUCCUUCAUCUCCCCCCAAACCGGACUCUCAAAAUGGUCUAACUUUUUACUGAAAAAUAUUUGGACCAUAUAGAACAAUUUGGUGUUGGAGGAAAACUUUUACUUUGGAUGUCUGGGUUAGUCCUUUUUUUUGGACCAAUUAUACUAUACUACCUCCGUAACUUUGGAACCGUUCAUUUUAGAAGGAUCAUGCAUAAAACUUUUCUUAUUUAAAAUUUAAUGUAGAACAUUUUUGUAUAGGAGGUUACGAAACGUAAAAAACUACGAAUUUGCCGAUUUCUCCCCCUUUCCCCCCCCCCCCCCCAAACCCGACGCUCAAAAAAUGGUGUGACUUUUUUCUGAACAUUAGAAAUAUGGACUAUAUAGAACAAUUUGGUGUUGGAGGAUAACUUUCACUUUGGAUGUCUGGGUUAUGCCAUCUUUUGGAUCAAUUGUAUCAUACAAUAUAGAACACUUUAAUUUAAUCACUUAUUAUCUACCAUGUAAAAAAGGCAAUAGAGUCAUUUAUUAUAAAAUUAUUGUAUACAAAUAUUGUUCUUAAUCGAAUAAAUCCUUAGUUUUAGGACUUGUUGAAGGAUAAAAAGUAAAAUAAAUCAAAAAUGCUAUUUGGCUAACGGCUAAAUAUAGCUCACGAAUAUUCUUCUUAUUUAAUUGUACAAAUUUAAAUAAUUAAUUAUAGAAACUAGUUGAAUAUUUUGUAUAUAUUAGGAAAUAAUAUAACUAUGAAAUGAUGUAUCAUCUUUUGUAGCUUUUUUAUUUAUUUGAGAUUUUGUAAUAUAAAAAGUCCGAUAUAGAGCUGAAGCACUCAUACAGUGCUUUAUAGUUAUUUUUAUAAACAAAUGCGUAAAGAGAAAAGGUUUUUGUUUCUAGAAUAUUAUGCACAUUUAUAUUCUUAUAAAUUUUAAUUUGAGCCAUCAAGAACAAAAAUAUUUUUCUAUGGAUGCUAUACAAUGUGCAACUUCUCUCACUACUUACCUAUAUUCAAAACGAAAAAUUUCUCACGCAGUGAGCAAAGUAGACCAUUACAGUGAGAAUUAAAUUUUCUUACUGGUUCACCGCCGAUUUUCCAUGCAUAUGAUAGCCGUUACCGUGGUAACAUGCACAAUACAAACUCAAUUAAUGUUGUUUAACAAAAUGUGUUGAAGCAAAACUUACCAGGAAUUACCUUUCAAAACUGUUCAAAAAUAACUGUAAAUUAUAAAUUUAAAUAAAUAAAGUGUUAAAACAAAAUCAAUGGGAAAGUCCCAGUAGCCGGCUGUAUACCAUAAUUCAAAAUCAUACAGAACAAGUAGUAACUUCGUUUGUACAUAUAAUGGUAUAAAAAGUUUAUUGAAAAAGUAUUAAAAAGUCAUCCAAAGGGAUUCGCAAAACGUUUUCAAUCUAGAUCAGAUCAUCUUCAGUGCCUAGA